This is a messenger RNA of Vigna radiata var. radiata (mung bean), 2689 nucleotides long. RefSeq names its product G-type lectin S-receptor-like serine/threonine-protein kinase RKS1. Bases 55 to 2553 code for a protein of 832 amino acids. The record is from RefSeq and is a predicted model, not a curated record. Gene Ontology annotation, biological process: protein phosphorylation; recognition of pollen. The transcript has 7 exons. Gene Ontology annotation, molecular function: ATP binding; protein serine/threonine kinase activity. NCBI's taxonomy places the organism in Eukaryota, Viridiplantae, Streptophyta, Magnoliopsida, Fabales, Fabaceae.
CGAAAUUGACAGGGUAACACUAUGCACUAACCUAAAAACACUCCGAGUUUUGCGAUGAACCAAACCNAUAAGCAUAAAAUAUGUAUGCUAAGCUCCUUCAUUCUACUCUUCACCUUCCAUUUUUGUUCUUGUUCUGAUACCAUAUCUGCUGACAAAGCCAUCAGAGAUGGCGAGCUUCUUGUUUCCAAAGGCAAAACCUUUGCUCUUGGAUUUUUNAGUCCAGGAAAAUCCAAAUCCCGCUAUGUGGGAAUAUGGUUCAACAACGUGAAAGAACAAACUGUUGUUUGGGUUGCAAACAGAGACACUCCCAUCAAUGACACCUCUGGGGUUCUCUCUAUCAACCCAGAUGGAAACCUAGUCCUCCACCACAACUAUAGCACUAGUCCCAUUUGGUCUACCAGUGUUUCACUCACACAAUCAAAUACCACUGCCACUAACGUCAUAGCUCAACUCUCAGACCUAGCAAACCUUGCUCUGAUUCUUAACGACACCAAAACUCUCAUCUGGCAAAGCUUUGAUCAUCCCACAGACACCUUGAUUCCAUAUCUAAGAAUUGGUUUCGACAGAAGAGCUAACCAGAGUUGGAUCCUCCAAUCUUGGAAGACAGAUGAUGACCCCGGAACGGGUUCUUACACAUUGGAAUUGAGCAGCACUGGGAAGGCACAGUUGUUCUUGUAUCACCAGAACCUUCCCCUGUGGCGAGGUGGAUCAUGGAACGGUGAGUUAUUUAUGGGUGUACCCAACAUGAAAAGAGAUUUGCUUACUUUUAAUGUUUCUUUUACGGAAGAAGAAAACCUCGUAGCACUCUCGUUUAACCCGCGUGAUAAUUCCUUGAUCACUUGGGUGGUGGUUCAGCAAUCAGGUUUCUUUAACGUAUUCACUUGGGAUAACCAAAAGAAUCAGUGGAACAGGUACUGGUCUGUGCCAAUAAACCAAUGUGAUAACUAUGGAACCUGUGGCUCAAACGGUAAUUGUGACCCUUUGAACUUUGAGGAAUUUCGGUGUACUUGUCUACCUGGGUUUGAACCCAAAUCCCCACAUGAAUGGUACAAUAACAGAGAUGGGUCAGAAGGGUGCGUGAGGAAGAAAGGUGUAUCCGUUUGUGGUAAUGGAGAAGGGUUUGUGAAAAUUGAAGGCUUAAAGCUUCCUGAUACAUCUGAGGCAACUGCCAAAGAGGGUUGGAGUUUGGAUGAGUGUGAGAAAGAUUGCUUGAGAAACUGCUCUUGCACUGCUUAUGCAGUUCUUGAUGUGAGGAAUGGUGGAAGUGGGUGCUUGGCAUGGCAUGGAAAUUUAACAGACAUACAAAAACUGAGUGAUCAAGGUCAAGAUUUAUUUGUCCGUGUUGAUGCAGAAGAACUAGCAAAUUAUAACAAAAAGACAAAAGGAUUACGCGGUAAAACGAGGAUUGCUGUAAUUGUGACUGCUUCUGCAGUAGCAAGUAUCAUUAUCCUCUUCGCUCUGUAUUUCCGGUGGAAGAAGAAAACCAAAGAUAAAGUAAUGCAACAUUUAGACCAACUUUCCCCUGGACAUGACAACGGUAUCCAAAGCAGCACGCAUAGAAAUCUUCCAUUUUUCAGCCUUAAAGUGAUAAUGGAAGCCGCAAGAAAUUUUGGUGAUGAGAACAAGCUUGGGCAAGGUGGAUUUGGUUCUGUCUACAAGGGCUGCCUAGCUAAUGGACAAGAGAUAGCAGUGAAAAGAUUGUCUGAACAUUCAGGUCAAGGGACAGAAGAGUUUAAAAACGAAGUUACAUUGUUAGUUAAACUUCAACACAGAAAUCUAGUGAGGCUGCUCGGUUGUUGCUUUGAAAAAGAAGAAAGGAUGUUAAUUUAUGAAUAUUUACCAAAUAAAAGCUUGGACUUCUUCAUAUUCGAUGAAAAGCGAAGGUCAUCACUGACAUGGGAUAAGCGGUUUGAAAUCAUUUUGGGAAUUGCUCGAGGUGUUCUAUAUCUUCAUCAAGAUUCAAGGCUGAAAAUAAUUCAUAGAGAUCUAAAAGCAAGCAAUGUGCUCCUUGAUGCUGCAAUGAAUCCCAAAAUCUCAGAUUUUGGUAUGGCUAGAAUAUUUGGAGAAGAUCAAAUCCAAGCAAGGACGAGAAAAGUGGUCGGAACAUAUGGGUAUAUGGCACCAGAAUAUGCUAUGGAUGGACGGUAUUCAACAAAAUCUGAUGUCUUUAGUUUCGGGGUCUUACUCUUGGAGAUUAUUGCUGGCAAGAGAAAUACAGAUUCUGAAAGGGGAAGAUCCUCUCGAAAUUUAAUUGGACAUGUGUGGUUACUUUGGACAGAAGGAAGGGCGUUGGAUAUAGUUGAUUCAACACUGGGUGAGUCUUAUUCUCCAGCUUUUGUUCUGAGGUGCAUUCAGAUUGGUCUAUUGUGCGUGCAAGAAAAUGCAGCAAAUAGACCUUCAUUGUCAGAAGUUGUUUUCAUGCUAGGCAAUGAAACAAGUCUUUCCCGUCCCAAAAAGCCAGCGUUUUUACUGAAUGGAGAUUUGGCCGAGUCAUCAUCAGGUGGGGGAUCUUCAAUAAAUGAAGUAACAGCAACUACUGUCAGUGCUCGUUAGCUAAAGCCUACCUCAAUUGUGUAUAUAUAUAUAUAUGAAAAAUGUUAUUUUAACUAUUUUUUUUACAAUUUUUUUAGAAUUGUCUGUGAUUGAUCCAUCUUAAAUAAACAGAUUAAUAAAAUAGUGACGUAUACUU